ACAUUACCAGAUAUUUAAAAGCCAGGAAUUAGAUCUUUGAAGUUUGAGUUUCUUCAACAGCCCAAAUUAAUCACUAAAAGUAAAACCAGAAAGGAAAUUUUAUUAUCAACUCUGACAAAGGUCAACUGUUACAGCGGUACAGCCUACAGGAGUCAGGACAGGAUAAGCGGGAUUAUGGGACCAAAGAAGAAACCAAAGAGGAAGCGAUGCACCUAUUGCAACCAAUUUGGGCACAACACAGAAGAGUGCAGUUAUGCUAAAGAUGUAGCAGACCCUGAGUCUGCAACUUCUGGAUCAACAGCUACUGAGGUUUUUGAGAACCCAUCAACAAAUGGCCAUCACUCAACAAGCACCGCACAUCAUGCAGAUGACAGCCUAACCUGUGAUGAAGCCGAUGCUUCACUGGCAGAUCUGGCAGGUCUUUCAUCCCCAACAAAUGCAAGCUUACAUACGGGUCCCCUGCAUAAAAAGCUUAGAGGAGAGCCUCCAGAUUCUGCAUUUGACAGUGCACUGCUGGCGUCAAGACCUUCAAUGGACGACUGCACAACUGAGUCGAGCAUGACAACCCAUACUCCAGUAGAUCCUGAUGCCAGCAGCCCAUCAUAUGGAGAUGUUCAUGGGCCAUCAUCCCAUGUUGCUAGGAGUCCAUCCACGACCAGUGGAGAUCUGCCACCGAACCCAUCAACAAAUGGCCAUCACUCAACAAGCACCACACAUCAUGCAGAUGACAGCCCAACCUGUGAUGAAGCCGAUGCUUUACUGGCAGAUCUGGCAGGUCUUUCAUCCCCAACAAAUGCAAGCUUACAUACGGGUCCCCCACAAAAAAAGUUUAAAGGAGGGCCUCCAGAUUCUGCAUUUGACAGUGCACUGCUGGCAUCACACUGCAUUGUCCCAUGUUACAUCAAACUCGACCGCACAACUGUGUCGAGCAUGACAACCCAUACUCCAGUAGAUCCUGAUGCCAGCGGUCCAUCAUAUGGAGAAGUUCAUGGGCCAUCAUCCCAUGCUACUAGGAGUCCAUCCUCGACCAGUGGAGAUCUGCCACCGGUAGAAGAAGAUGUGCAUACAAGUGAUACUGACAAUGAACGCAUUGGAGCGACUGUUCAUUCCGAACCAUCAACUCCCUAUUCCAGCAAUGCAUUGUCCCAUGUUACAUCAAACUCUUCAACUUGUAUGAGGAAGAAAGUUGCAAAUGAUGAUAGCACAACUGACACUAUGAACUUAACAAAUAAGAAACUUGACUCACCACAGGCUGAGGAUGCUUGUCAGGUCUUUGGAAAAUAUGUGGCUUAUAAACUCAGAGACAUUCCUAGCUCAAAAUGCGCAAUAGCUCAGAAACUAAUUUCUGAUAUAUUAUUCAAGGCAGAGAUGGGAAUGCUUACCAAAAAUUUUCGAGUUGUUGAUAUGAAGAGAAAGUCGCGAAAUCAUAUGACUAGCAAACUGCAAGCUGGUAUGACUAGCAACCUGCAAGCUGGUAUGACUAGCAACCUGCAAGAUGGUAUGACUAGCAACCUGCAAGAUGGUAUGACUAGCGACCUGCAAGAUGGUAUGACUAGCGACCUGCAAGAUGGUAUGACUAGCAAGCUGCAAGCUGGUUUUAUUAGCGAGCUACUAGGUGGUAUGACUAGCAGAGCGCAAGCUGGUAUGCCUAGCGAGCCGCAAGCUGGUAUGACUAGCGAGCCGCAAGCUGGUAUGUCUAGCAAGCUGCAAGAUGGUGUGACUAGCGAGCUGCAAGCUGGUAUGACUAGCGAGCCGCAAGCUGGUAUGUCUAGCAAGCUGCAAGAUGGUGUGACUAGCGAGCUGCAAGCUGGUAUGUCUAGCGAGCUGCAAGCUGGUAUGACUAGCGAGCUGCAAGAUGGUAUGACUAGCAAGCUGCAAGAUGGUAUGACUAGCGAGCUGCAAGCUGGUGUAAUUAGCGAGCUGCUGGGUGGUAUGACUAGCAAAGCGCAAGCUGGUAUGACUAGCGAGCUGCAAGCUGGUAUGACUAGCGAGCUGCAAGCUGGUAUGUCUAGCGAGUCACAAGCUGGUAUGACUAGCGAGCUGCAAGCUGGUAUGUCUAGUGAGCUGCAAGCUGGCAUGACUAGCGAGCUGCAAGCUGGUAUGUCUAGCGAGCUGCAAGCUGGUAUGACUAGCGAGCUACAAGCUGGUAUGACUAGCGAGUCACAAGCUGGUAUGACUAGCGAGCCGCAAGCUGGUAUAACUAGCAACCUGCAAGAUGGUAUGACUAGCGAGCUGCAAGAUGGUAUGACUAGCGAGCUGCAAGCUGGUAUGACUAGCGAGCUGCAAGCUGGUAUGACUGGCGAGCUACAAGCUGGUGUGACUAGCGAGCUACAAGCUGGUAUGACUAGUGAGCUGCAAGCUGGUAUGACUAGCGAGCUGCAAGCUGGUAUGACUAGUGAGCUGCAAGCUGGUAUGACUAGCGAGCUACAAGCUNAAAAUUGUCUAAGCUUUCCGGUGAAGGAACACGAGAUGGGGGCUACGAAAUCUGCGAAGCCUAUUCCGCCGGUGUCGCAGCAUGCAGGUCUCAUUGCCGCCGUCAACAAUCCAACUGAAGAAGAGGCCCUGUCCAUCAUCAGGCUUUACGUGAUGACUCAGGGCCUCUUCAUGAGAGAUGAGAAAACUCAAAAGAUAUUCAUUGAGUCUAACUAA
Hyalella azteca is the source of this 2649-nucleotide messenger RNA. Its product is annotated as mucin-12. The transcript is spliced from 15 exons. Bases 175 to 2649 code for a protein of 824 amino acids. Lineage: Eukaryota; Metazoa; Arthropoda; Malacostraca; Amphipoda; Hyalellidae. The record is from RefSeq and is a predicted model, not a curated record.